Molecule: messenger RNA, 1277 nt
Organism: Erigeron canadensis
Lineage: Eukaryota; Viridiplantae; Streptophyta; Magnoliopsida; Asterales; Asteraceae
Product: NAC domain-containing protein 6-like
Exons: 3
Coding region: 82-1068 (328 amino acids)
Biological process (GO): regulation of DNA-templated transcription
Molecular function (GO): DNA binding
Source: RefSeq, a predicted model, not a curated record
UAACAUUAGCCCAAACUGAAAUUUUUAAAUAUCACAACAGCAAAACCUGCCUCCAUCAUAAACAAGAUUAAAAGUUUCACCAUGGAUCCAACUUACAUGGAGCUCGAGUUGCCCGGUUUCCGUUUUCAUCCUACGGAAGAAGAGCUACUCGAUUUUUACCUAAAAAAAAUGGUUACUGGGAAGAAUGUGCACAAUAUUAUCGGAUAUCUCAACCUUUACCGCUAUGACCCUUGGGUAUUACCAGGGUUGUCAAAGAUUGGUGAAAGAGAAUGGUACUUUUUUGUGCCAAGAGAUAGGAAGAAUGGGAGUGGAGGGAGACCUAACAGAUGCACCGAAAAUGGUUUUUGGAAGGCAACUGGGUCCGAUCGUAAGAUAUUUAGCUUAUCGGACCCAAAGAAGCUUCUCGGGCUGAAGAAGACUCUGGUCUUUUACCAAGGCAGGGCACCUAGAGGAAGCAAAACAGAUUGGAUUAUGAACGAGUAUCGUUUACCUGAUACUUAUCCAUUAGCCAAGGAGAUAGUUUUGUGUAAAAUAUAUAGAAAGGCAACUUCAAUGAAGGUUUUGGAGGAAAGGGCCGCAAUGGAAGAAGAUAACAAUACACUUCAAGUAACAUCUCCUCUAUCUCCCGAGGAAACCAUCUCAUUUGACACAAAGUCUGACCCAUUUCCGGCGACGCCAAUGGAAUCAUGCCAUGUCGCAUCUGACCAAGACCCGUUACACUUCAUGGACAUGAAACUGAAAAAGGAAUGUCUGCCACCUCUAGAAACGCCAACACAAUCCUCCGAUGUGGCAUCUGACGACCUAUGCAAGACCUUGUUGUUUACGUUUGAUGAGAAACUGAAAGAAGAACCGGAUGCAAUUAGCGAUGCAAACAACAGUGACAAUUAUCGUACUACUAACAAAGUUUCAACUUUAAGAUUACCAACAGGAGAGGGGAUAAUGCAGGAACUGCAAUUGCCCAAAAUGACCACGGAUUGGACCCAAGACUCGUUUUGGACGCAAUUAUGCAGUCCAUGGAUGGACAAUAUAAUGCUGGCUUCUCCUUAUGCUAAUAUUCUUAAUUUCUAAAAGUUCCUAGUAAAUAUAUUGGCUUAAUUGUAGAUUUAUAGUUAGGCUAUAAAUAAAAAAUGGAAGGCCAUUUGUGAACUGAGGUCAUUUCACAGCUUCCUGAUAAUUGUUUGAUUAUUAAUUCAACUGUUAGUGAUAUGUGUAACACACAUUAAACAGUUAGUAAGUAAAACUACUUAUUUGUUUAUUAAUGUUCAGAACUAUUUCAA